AUGGAAAAGAAGAACCUAUCCAACUUGGAGGAAUUUAUUCUCUUGGGAUUCCCAGGGACAAAGGGUUUGCAGAUAUCUCUCUUUCUGUUGUUCUUUGUAAUGUACAUGCUCACAGUAAUGGGCAACAUGGCCAUCAUCACCUUGGUAUGGACCAAUCAGCGCCUUCAGACCCCCAUGUACUUUUUCCUCUGUAAUCUCUCCUUCCUGGAGAUCUGGUUCACCACAGCCUGUGUCCCUAAGACUCUGGCUAACUUUGCAUCUCAGAGCAAAGCCAUCUCCUUCAUCAGCUGUGCCACUCAAAUGUACUUUGUCUUUUCCUUGGGGUGCACUGAGUAUUUUCUCCUGGCUGUGAUGGCAUAUGACCGCUAUCUGGCCAUCUGCUACCCUCUGAGAUAUAGCACCAUCAUGACUCACACCGUCUCAGCCCAUCUUGCCCUGGGUUCCUGGGUGUGUGGCUUCUCAGCCAUCACUGUGCCCACUGUACUCAUCACUCGACUCUCCUUCUGUGCUUCCCAUGUCAUCAAUCACUUCUUCUGUGACAUUUCCCCAUGGAUUGUGUUAUCCUGCACUGACACAAGGGUAGUAGAACUGGUGUCUUUUGGCAUUGCCUUUUGUGUCAUCUUGGGCUCUUGUAUCAUCACCUUGGUCUCCUACAUCUAUAUCAUCUCCACCAUCGUGAGGAUCCCAUCAGCCCAGGGGAGAUACAAGGCCUUUUCCACAUGUUCCUCCCACCUUACUGUGGUUCUUAUCUGGUAUGGUUCUACCAUUUUCUUGCAUGUGAGAACUUCUGUUGAGAGCUCCCUGGACUUGACCAAAGCCAUUACGGUCUUGAACACCAUUGUCACCCCUGUACUCAACCCCUUUAUAUAUACUCUCAGGAACAAAGAUGUAAAGGAAGCCUUUUGGAAAACAGUCAGUGGGAGGUGA
Molecule: messenger RNA, 927 nt
Organism: Dromiciops gliroides (monito del monte)
Lineage: Eukaryota; Metazoa; Chordata; Mammalia; Microbiotheria; Microbiotheriidae
Product: olfactory receptor 287-like
Exons: 1
Coding region: 1-927 (308 amino acids)
Biological process (GO): G protein-coupled receptor signaling pathway
Cellular component (GO): membrane
Molecular function (GO): G protein-coupled receptor activity; olfactory receptor activity
Source: RefSeq, a predicted model, not a curated record